This is a messenger RNA of Arachis duranensis, 1310 nucleotides long. Its product is annotated as auxin-induced protein AUX28. The transcript is spliced from 5 exons. The record is from RefSeq and is a predicted model, not a curated record. Gene Ontology annotation, molecular function: protein binding. The coding region runs from base 150 to 935 and encodes 261 amino acids. Gene Ontology annotation, cellular component: nucleus. NCBI's taxonomy places the organism in Eukaryota, Viridiplantae, Streptophyta, Magnoliopsida, Fabales, Fabaceae. Gene Ontology annotation, biological process: regulation of DNA-templated transcription.
AAUAAUAAUAAUAAUAACAACUCAUCAUCACUAUUAUUACUACUAAAGCACUAGCUAUAUGCUUAUUAGAGAGAGAAGAGAAAGAGGCUUAGAAAGAGAGAGAGUUAUAAAGUGAAAGAAAGAGAGAAACAAAAGAAGAGAAAUCAUCAAUGGAGAAGAUGGUGUUUGAGGAAACUGAGCUCAGGCUUGGGCUGCCAGGGAACAACAAGAAGAAGAACAAUGAAAAGAAGAGAGGGUUCUCUGAGACCGAAUCUGAAACUGAGAGUGAUGAGAACAAUAACAGUGAUGAAACUUCCAACACUACCGUGGAUUUGUUGCUGAAUCUCUCGUCACCAAAGAAGGAAGCAAAUAAGAAUAACAACAAUGGUGUUGUUGCUGAGAAUCACUCAUCUCCUAAUAGUAAUAAGGAGAAGAAUCUUCUUCCUUCUGAUCCUGCCAAGCCUCCUGCUAAGGCUCAAGUGGUGGGAUGGCCACCAGUGAGGUCAUACAGGAAGAACAUGUUUGCAGUUCAAAAAAGCAGCACAGAAGAGAGUCAGAAGAAUGAGAAGAAUAACAAUAAUGGAAAUGGUAAUGGAAGCUUUGUGAAGGUAAGCAUGGAUGGUGCACCCUACCUUCGCAAAGUGGACUUGAAGAACUACAAUAGUUACCCUCAGCUCUCUGAUGCCUUAGGCAAAAUGUUUAGCUCUUUCACUAUUGGAAGUUGUGAAUCAGAAGGAAUGAAGGAUUUCUUCAUGAAUGAGAGAGCUUUGAUGGAUUUAUUGAACAAUUCUGAUUAUGUCCCAACUUAUGAAGAUAAGGAUGGAGAUUGGAUGCUUGUCGGUGAUGUUCCUUGGGAGAUGUUUGUGGAAUCAUGCAAGCGUUUACGUAUCAUGAAAGGAAAAGAAGCAAUUGGACUGGCACCUAGAGCCAUGGAGAAAUGCAAGAACAGAAGCUAGAGAGUAGUGGUGGUUAUAGCAGUGUCCAUAACCUGCUCCAUAUCCCUUUGUGGUGCCCAGUUGACUAUAGCAGACAAAGAUGGACAGAGAGAGCAUGGUCUUCAAAAUAUAUAGUUUUAAUUAUAAUAUUUUAAUUAAUCUGUGUAUUAUCAUGGUUUGUUAUAUAUAAUAUCAAUUAUCAAACAUAGCACUAGCUAAAUGCAUUAUGCAUAUGCAUGUGUAAGCAUAAAUUAUGAAACAUAAACUAUAACGACUCUAAAUUAUGUUGCAAGACCAUUUUCUUUUUCUUUUUGUUUUCUCCUAAAAAAAUAAGUUUCUUCUUGUGUGUGGAUGCUCAAUAAUAAUGUUAAUAAUGUGCUUGUUUGUUGUUGUAGC